Molecule: messenger RNA, 3304 nt
Organism: Ceraceosorus bombacis
Lineage: Eukaryota; Fungi; Basidiomycota; Exobasidiomycetes; Ceraceosorales; Ceraceosoraceae
Source: the annotation of a GenBank genome assembly
AUGUCGUUGGUUCUGCCGGACUGGGUGUCUCACGACAUGGAAGGGGAUGGGCAGGUGACGAAGAGGGUCACAAUAUUCAGCAUACAUGUCCAUCCAGACGGUAGCAGAAUAGCUACAGCUGGCUUAGGUGAGUCAAAAAGGUUGAUGGCGCCCGCGGCAAACCAUUGCCCAUCUCACGUAUAAUACCGUUCGAUGCAUUGGCCUUGCGUCUCGCUCAUCUCCGAAUUCAGACUCCAAGAUCAAGGUCUGGGCCACUGCUCCAAUACUCGAUCCCAAAGUCGAGAGUGACAGUGCCGCUAGCAGGCUUCUAUGCACUCUUGCACGUCACAGCGGUGAGCGCGGCAUCUAGUGUCUUUGAAAUUGGGUGACGUGACGUGCCUAGCUCAACUGCUCUUUUCUUCUGCCAUCCACCAUUGGCAGGCUCCGUACUAGUCGUGCGCUGGUCUGCAUCAGGCAGAUUCUUGGCUUCGGGAUCAGACGACACGAUCGCGAUGGUUUGGGAUCUGGACCCCACUGGUCUAGCGUCAGGCUCCGUCUUCGGAGCAUCGGAUGCUGAAGCCAACAUUGAAGCAUGGAGACCUCAUCGGCGACUAGCAGCGCAUGAAUCGGACGUCGUGGACUUGGCGUGGAGCACCGAUACGGACGACGCAUACUUGGCCACUGUGGGACUCGACAGCGCAGUAUACGUUUGGUCCGGGCCUAGGCCUGGACCCGGAAGCUUUGAGCGGAUCAAGAAAAUCGACGGACACGCGGGUUUUGUGAAGGGAGUGGUUUGGGAUCCUGUUGGUGCAUUCUUGGCUACUGCCUCUGACGACAAGAGUGUGAGGAUUUGGAAUGUAGAAAAGGGCUUUACAGAAGAGGUUGUCGUCACGGCACCUUUCAAGACCAGCCCUAGCACCAUUUUCUUCUCAAGACCGAGGUAAGUUUGGAUGGGAUUGUGAAGAUUGUUCGGCUGGCGUCCGUAGACUACUAAUCACCUGCUCUUCUUGGAUCGGACUAAGUUGGUCACCUGAUGGAGCUCAUCUCCUCUGUGCGAAUGGAAUGUCCGGACCGGUAUUCGUGGCCACUGUUGUUGAGCGUCCGACUCCCGAGCGGGGCAGCUGGACUAGCGACAUACACCUCGUCGGCCACGAGAACAGCGUCAUCGCCACUGCGUUCUCACCCAAGUUUUUCAAGUCCAGAGACCCUCAUCCAAACCCUUCGCCAGCGACUGUUCUGGCUCUGGGCUCCUUGGACGAAAGCAUAAGCAUUUGGAUCACUGGACAACAGAGACCCUUACUUGUAUCCAAACACGUCUUCGAAAGGCAACCCAUGGAUCUCAGCUGGUGAGUUUGCUGGGGCGGAUGUAUGUGAAGCACUCAAACUGACCCUUGUUUGGCCGCUUUGAAGGUCUUCUGACGGCUUGACACUGUACGCCUGUUCUGCUGAUGGUCGCGUCGCGGCUUUCAUGCUCAACGAAGAGAUUCUCUCUCCUCUAGAGACAGAGGAAAAAUUGGAGACAGCUCGAGCUUCCUUCGGAUGGCGCAAAUCCCGGCGAGUGCUGUACCAGGUACCGCCUGCCCCUCCUGCUCAGCACAUUGGAUCCGACGGUACCAAUGUAUUAAUCCCGAGGAGGAGAGGUGUGCCACCAUUGAAUGGCAGAAACGCUGGCACUUCAGCGCCGGCUGGUAGCACACCUCAACGUUUGGUCCAAAACAUAACCCGAGAUGCGAAGGGUAGACGAAGGAUUCAGCCAACGUUGGUCGGAAGCGGGUCGAAUCCUGGCUCCGACUAUCAAGCAGCCCUUCGCUCUAGUGACGACAACGCAAUGCAAAUAGACGGCACACUCCAACACGUCGGACCUUCGCUGCUCCCUGCCUUGGGCGGAUACGGUCAACUUUCUGCGGCUCACACCUUUGCGUCCACCUCUGCGACGUUGGCGGAGUUGCUUGAUGCUGAUGCUUCGACGCGACGAGGCAAAGAUGUGGGACGCACACUUGGCGGAGAGUCCUCUUUGAAGCCGCCUUUGCAGGUGAUGAACCUUGGACUCCCAAACGCUGCACCGUCGCAUUUCAAUCCGCCUUCCAUUCUCUCGUUCUACACUCGAGAAGGCCCUGGAUGCGUCUUUGAAGCAUAUAAUUCCAUUGGUGGCAGUGAGUCUCGCGCAUGCGCCCGCAAUUGUAUGAGUGAACCUUGCACUUACUCGGAUUGCCUCUUACCAUUUUACUUCUUACCAUUUUACUCAGAUACGCAAAUUUUGUUGAGAGUCGAUGAUGGAAAGGGCAUCGCUUGGAUAGACGUGCUGCACUCUCCAGUCAUUGCUGCUACCAGCACCUCUUCCUUCACUGCAGUAUCGCUCGAAAAUCGAGAGGUCCUCAUUUAUUCCCAGAAAGGUCGACGCGUGUCGAGCUUCAUACUGGAACACCACGUCUUCAGAGCGGAGGCUAGCGGCAACACGCUUGUCAUUGUAGAUCUCAAUGCCGAUCUGCGUCGAUGGAAUGUAGAAUUGGGCGAGAGUAACGGUCAGCUCGUCUCGGUCAAGGGCUUGAUCCAAUCUCCCACCGGUGCAAAUGCGGUAAAGUUCUGGGUGCACGGCAAUGGCUCGCCAGUCUUCAUUCUCUCCGACGAGACCGCUUAUACGCUGAACGCUGCUCAGGCCGCGUGGACAUGCGUCUCGAGUGGUUGGUGGGCUGUGAGCAGCGCGGCAUGGGAUGCGAGAGCAAGAGGUCGCGAGUCGGUCGGCGCAUCUGCCAGCAACAACGACGCCUUGGCUGGCUCGUUGGCCAGAGAACCUGUCAAAUACAUCGAGAGAGCCAUCAACGAUCUUCGCGUAUCGAGUCCAGAUACUGCCAGGCAGUACCCAUCGCUGAUCGUAAACGGAUCUGCGGAAUCGGAAGCAUCAAUCGCUUGCACGCUCCGACACUUGGAGAGCAGGUUGUUGGCUGCUGAGCUUCUCGAGUCACCGCUCGAGUACAGGUCAUUCUUGCAACAGUACGCAAGGAAGCUGGCCGAUGAAGGCAUCAGAAACAUGGCUGAGGAGCUCAUCAAGAGUUUCUUGGGUCCAAUCUAUUAGUGAGUCGCUCCAUUCUUGGUCUAGCACAGAUGUGAGCAGUCUGAGCACAAGAUAUAGCAUAGCUGAUGCGCGCGCCCAUCUUGACGUCCCCGCAGCAAAACGCACGCGCAAGAAACGUGGAAGCCGCAGAUCCUUGGUCUCAACAAGCGCGAAUUGUUGGCCGAGGUUCUCAAGAUCAUGGCCAAAUCUCGGCUCUUGCCAGGAUUGGUCCAGACGUACGCUGAGCAUCUUCGCAACGUUUCCGCCAGAUAA